AUGACCACAAAAACAAGUUCUGUAAAUGAUUCAUCUAACACUCAGCAGUUUGAAAUAUUGUUCGCUACAUCAAAUAAAGGCAAUCCAUUGAUAAUAUGUGAUAAUCACUUGUUCAGAUGCAAUAAAACAACAGCAUUAAACAAAUAUUGGAUGUGUAUGGAACAUGGUUGUGGUGUAUAUAUACAUUCAAGUCUUACUAAAGAAUUAAUAUGUGUUAGUGGUAAUCAUAAUCAUUCAGCGAACCCUGAUCAACUUGAAGCAAAACUUUUACGAGAUAAAAUGAAAGAACGAAUAUUAGCUGAAACAACACUCAUCACAAAAAUAUAUGACGAGGAAGUUGUGAAGGCAAAUCUUUCAAAAGGGGCAACCGCAAUCUUACCAACUGUCGUUCAAUAUCGAUCCAAUAUGAGUAAACCACGUAGAAAAAAUACACCUGUGAUACCAUCAAACAUUGUGUUUGAUAUACCAGAAUUAUAUCAACAAACACUAUCUUCUAAACAAUUUUUAUUAAUAGAUUUAUUUAUAAAAUGUGGUAAAGAUCGAAUUCUUGUAUUUUCAAGUGAUCAACAAUUAGAAUUAUUAUUUAAAAGUGAUAAAAUUUUUAUGGAUGGUACAUUUGAUACAACACCAGCUCAUUUCAAACAAGUGUACUUGAUACAUGCUCAUAAAUUUGGUCAAGGUAUGUAA
This is a messenger RNA of Rotaria sp. Silwood2, 687 nucleotides long. NCBI's taxonomy places the organism in Eukaryota, Metazoa, Rotifera, Eurotatoria, Philodinida, Philodinidae. The record is from the annotation of a GenBank genome assembly.